AUGAAAAACCUAAAAAAAGCAUUAGCCAAAAAGCACGAAGAAUAAAGCUUGAAAAACAGUCAAUAAGAUUCUGUUAUUUUUGCUAAAAAUACAGAAAACUUCUUAAAGAGUGACUCAAGCAGUAGUGACUAAGAUGAAGAAUUUGAAGAAAAACAACUUCCUGUUAUCAAGAAAUAAUAUGGAUUUAAUGGAAUACCAAAUAGUUAUGCUUUCAAAAUAAACGAUGAGUCAAGCGAUGAAGAUGAUGAAGAAAUUUUUAAAGAUUAGGUAUCUCCUAAAAUAAAUGAACAAGGCAAAAAUACGAUUUACGAAAUUAGAAACUAUUAAAAGGAGUUGUUUAAAAAUUCUUAUAGCAAAAAUAGUAUCAUUUAUCUUGAAACAGGUGCUGGAAAGACUAUGAUUGCCACAAUGCUUAUAAAUUACUUUUUCUAAAAACAAAAAAAGGCUCCAUAAAAAAAGAAAAUUAUUUUUUUAGCCAACACUGUAUAGCUUGUAAAACAAUAGUACGCAGAAAUAAAGAAUAAUUUACAAAGAAUUUCAGAGAUGAUGGAAAACGAUAAAGAAAUCAGCUAGAUAUUAAAAUUUUAAGAAGGCAUUAAUUACAGAAGAAUAUUUGAAAAAGAAAAUCAUAUUGUGAAGUGUCAUGGUAGUUAUAAGCAAAAGGAUAAUUUAUAAAUAGAAACUUUUACUAAAUAAAAAUGGGACUACUUACUUGAAAAUUAUGAAAUAUUCGUUAUGAUUGGUUAGGUAUUGUUAAAUGGUUUACGUAGAGGAUACAUUCGCAUUGAAGAUAUUGAGGUUAUUAUUUAUGAUGAAUGUCACCAUACGAGAUAAGAUCAUCCUUAUUGCUUAAUAUAAUAUGAGUUCUAUCACUUUCACAAAAGACGUAACGAAUAGGUUUAAUUGCCAAAGAUUUAUGGAUUAACUGCCUCUCCAGUUUUGGAUAUAGAAGUAAAAUCUGAUUCAAAUAUCAUGAAGAAAAAAAUCUCAGAACUCUGCACAAAUUUAGAUGCAAAUUUUGUAAAGUAUAAUAUCGAGGAAUCUAAAAAAUAUAUCAAAGAAGCUACAAUUUGUGUUGAAGAAUAUGGUGAAGAAAAGAAUAUUUAAGAAAGAGCAAAUUAGUUCUUAUAAGAAUAAAUUAUUGGAGAGAAGUGGAUUUCUGACAUAGAAGAUAAACAGAAUGAGGAAAUGAGAUACACUGAGAUUUUAAAUUUCUAUAUUAAAUUUUAAUAAUUUAAGAACUCAUAUUUUAGCAAUUUAAGUCCAAUGAAUAAGUAGAUAUUGCUAGAUAUAGAAAAAAUUAUCUGCUUAUAUAGCAUGCAAGUUGAUGCUCAGUUAGGAAAAUAUUCUGUCAGUUUAUUUUUGAAAGAUGUUAAUGAUGAACUAUAAAAACUUGGCCAAUUUUAGCACAAUAAUGAAGAAAUGUAGGAAUUAAAAAAACUAUUCAAAGCUUAAACAGAAAAAUUUAUAGAAUCAGUAGAUAAAAGUGAAAAAAAUAUUUCUAAAAAAUUCAUGUUUUUGUAUAAUAAAUUAAAAUAAACAAUGAUACAUGAUAAAGAAGAAUUUGAGUGCUAUAAAGUCAAAAAUAAAUACUACGAAUAAGAAUUUCACUAACAUGAGAAAAUAACUAAAGUGUAAAAAUACAUUAAGGAUAAUUAAUCGAUGAUUUUAGUUUUUGUUGAAGAAAAAAUUAUCAUUAAAUACUUGCAGAAGCUUCUUUAAAUUUGGAUGGAUGAUGAAGAUAGAGAUAAAGAUGAAGAUGAAAUUAUUUUUAGAUAUAAAAAAAUUGUUUGCUUAACAGGCUAAUCAAACUUCUAGGAUCGAAAGAAGAAAAAUUUAAAUAAAAAUUAAUAUUAAAACUCUGAAUUCACAUAAAAUGAUAAUUUUGAAUUUGCUGAAGAAGAGUAUAGGCAGUAGCAAAUGAAAUAGGAAAGCUUAAUCAGCAGUUAAAUAAACAAAGAAGAGGAUAUAGACUCCUUGAAAGAAAAAAUUAAUGAUCACUAAAAAUCUGCUUAAAGAUGUGUUCUUGUUAAUCUUGAUUUUGAAGUCAGCAAAUAAUCUGAAAACAUUGAGGCAUUCAGAAAAAAAGAGUUGUAAAUAAUUCUCUCAACUAGUGUAACUGAAGAAGGUUUCGAUAUACCUUCCUGUAAUUUGGUUAUUUCGUUUAAUAAAAUAUCUAACUUGAAGUCGUUCGUUCAAAUUAAAGGAAGAGCGAGGAAAGAAAAUUCGAAGUUUAUAAUCAUGGCAAAGGACAAAUAUCAAAAAUAAGAUUAUGAAACAGAUAUUGAAUCUUACAAAGAUUUAAUUUAAUAAAUUAAGGAAAUAGCUCCAAAAGUUGAGAAAUAAGAAAUUGAAAUCAGACCUAAUUAUAAAUAUAAGAUUGUCAAAGAAACUGGGGCUAUUUUAAAUACAAAUUGGUCUGUAAAUCUGUUUCAUACUUAUGCUAACUAGCUUCUUUAUAGCUAUGAUUCGAAUAUCAAGGGACCUUUUUACUAUUAUAUUGAGAUUACAAAUGUUGGCUUUAUUUGCUAAAUAAUUGUUCCCUCCUAAUCUGGAUUAAAAACAUUUUGCAGCAAUCCUUAGGCUUAAAAAGAGGAUGCAAAAAAAGAUGCAUGCUUUUAGGCUGUUAUCAUUCUUUACAGAUAAUAUAAAAUUUUUGACUAGUAUCUGAGAAACAUAUCUUAGAAGAUACAAAAUUCAUAAAGUGAAAAAUCAGAAUCUUUAUUUGAAGACGAAAAAGAUGAAAAACUCACUAAAAUACUAUAAAAAUAUUGUAAAUCUUAUGUAGAUGUAAAACAAAAAUGUAAAAUGUACUACUUUUAGUCUGUUAUGGGAGAGUGCUUUAAAUAAAGUUUUUUUAAAUCUAUUUUAGAUAUUUAGUAAUAAAAAAGUUAUACAUUUUAAUUGUACUUGAUAAAGUUCAAUGAUUAAGGGAAGAAACUCCCUUCUUCUGGUUUUAUAAAAAACUAAGAUUCUGAAUUAGGUAUCAUACACAGCACUUAAAUUCCUAUAAAAGAUACAAUUAAAUACUAUCUUUAAAUGCAUGAAAAUGAAGUUUAUGCGAAUAUGAUAUAUUAGUAAGAAAUUUAGAUAAGUCAAUAAUAAUAUGACAAGCUAAUGUUGAUUAAUAGAUUUUUAAAUUCUGUUGCCCUAAAUAAAGAUAUUGAGUUCUAUGCAGAAUAUACAGGAGAAGUUGUAAAUGGCAAAGGGAAAUUAUUUAAAGAUCAUGGUAAAAAUGCUAGCAAGAACUUAUAAUAUAAAUUUGAUAACUCAGAAGGAUUCAGUGCACUACUCACUGUUAUUAGGCCAUCCAAUAACAAUACAAAUCUUUAUGAAAUCAAUUUUGAUCAUAUUGAAAUAUUAGAAAAGUACAUUAAUUACAUGAGUGGAGUUUAUAAAGUUAGAAACAAGACUAAACUAAAUGAAGAAGAGAAAGCAGCUAGGUUUUAAAGUAGAAAAUUAAAAUAAGAUGAUCCAUUUGCUGAUUAUAAAGUCAAACCUUAUUAUGACUGUGUAAACUUUUUUGAUUGUACUAAGUAGCUAGAUCCAAAUAUUUAUUAAGAUUCAAGAAAAAAAUUGGUGUUACAAAGCAUCAUGUCUGGAAGACAUCUUAAUCGUUUUAUAUUUUAUGGGUGCAAAAGCUAUGAAGAAAUCUAAAAGGAGUAUUAAUAGGUUCCCACGGGAAAAGAUCCUUUUAAGUAAAUAAAAUAGUUAAAGGCUUAAGUUGAGUUGGAGGAAGUCUCAUUUACUUCAAAUGAGAAUCAUAUGGUAUUAUAGGUUUAGCUUUUUACUAAGCAUUUGAGAAGUUAAACCAACUUAUAUCUUAAAAGAGUUGGCGUCCUGACAGAAAAUUUUAAGGGUGAUUAUAAAUAUUCCCCUCACUAGUUCACUAUAUUUCCUUUAAAUGUUAGUCUUCUUAUGAAACUUAAUAUUUUGCAUAAAACAUUCCUUUACUAAAUCAGAGACACAUUUGGAGUGCAUCACUUUUAAUAAAUCCGUCUUCCUAAAUUUUUUGAUAAGGCUUAUUAGAGAAUCAAAAAUAAUAAUAAAACGAGUUGCUCCUAUAACCUUGAUUAAAUUGAAUAACCUCACUUUUUAGUAGAAAAUUAUUAAGGAGUUUUAGAUGUUAUGAGCAAAAGUGAAAAAUAUAAUUAAUUUUGUAAGAAGUACAAUAACCACCAACUAAUGGAGGGAUACAAUCAGAUAAGCAUUAGAAAAUUUGAUUAAAAAUAUAUAAAACAUAAUCCUAUAUUUGAAUCAUAUUAAGUAUAUAAGAAAAACAUCUUUGAAUUGUAGAUUAGCGAGUUAAUGAAGUCUUUGACCUCUCUAGAAUAUGCUGUUAACAAUAAGGAAUCAUCACUAGAAAGAUAUGAAUUUCUUGGUGAUACAGUUUUGAAAUGUUUAUCUAGUACACAAAUCUAUUUUGAACACCCUAAAAGCAUGGAAGAUCAUCUCCAUGUUCAUAGAACUAUAAUUAUACAGAAUAGAAACUUGGCAUAAAUUGCUGUAAAAAAGAAAAUAUUUAAAUAUAUUUUAUCUUCUAAGAUUGAAACGCUUUCUCCCAUAGGAAUAAAAUAUGAAAUAGCAGUAGACGAUGAUGAAUAAAAUUAAUUCUAGAAAGAAAAGGAGCCAGAUGAGUACGAUAAAGCUGACUAAAGGAAUAAAAAUAAGAAAGGCAAUGAAGAAGAUGGAGAUGCAGAAAAUGAAGAAAUUGAAGAAUAAUAAUAAUAAAAUGACAUUCCUAAUUUAUUGCGUUUAGAACCAACAUAUCGCCACAUUAAAGGAAAAACUUUAGCUGAUACUUUGGAAAGUAUAAUCGGUGUAUUUUUUUAACAGAAAAAGGAUUUAAAUCUUUGCUAAUAUCUUUUGUUCUCAUUGUAAGUUCUCAAUAAGCCAGAUUUAACUUUUAACCAUAGCUAUGAUAGAAGCCUGCAGUAAAGUUAGCUGUAAAACCCUAUUUAUGUCCAAUUGAAGGAGAUAGAAAGUAUUUUAGGCUAUACAUUUUAAAAUAUAAACCUCCUAUUUUAAGCCUUCACACUUCCAAGCAUUGAAAGUCUUUGUAUUUAAAUCCCCAGUUUAAAAAAUACAAACUUAAAUAAAUUGCAUCAAAUAAAUAAUGCUAUUUAAAAAAAAGAAAAUUAAGGAACAUUUGAAAAAAUUGAUUAAAUUAGCAAAGAAAAUCAAAAUAAAAUUUACUAAAAAGAUUCUAAUGAAUGGGAAAAUUUGAAAAAUUAUAAUCUGUGCAAUCAAAGAUUAGAAUUUUUAGGAGAUGCAGUCCUUGAUUUAAUUAUCGUCGAGUAUUUAUUCAACAAAUUUCCUAACUCUGAUCCUGGUGAGUUGACAUAAAUGAAAACUUCAUUGGUACAAAACAAAACCCUCUGUUUAAUCAACUUAAUGAAGGGAUUUUAUAAAUUUAUCAUUGGAAGCAUUUAACAUAAUAAAGAAGAAAUAGAAUUAUUGCUCAAUAAUGUUGAAAUGUUUAUGGGAGAUACUUCUUUAAUGUACGAUACAACUUAUAAUUAAUCAUUAAUUAAGACAUUAGGUGACGUAAUUGAAAGUUUAGUUGGAGCGAUAUUUAUUGAUAAUAAUUUAGACUAUGAAAUUACCAAAAAAAUUGUCAUGGAAACACUUUUUGCAGAAAUAUUGCAAUAUUUUACUGGCUAAGAACAUAGACUUAAAAAUUUACAAUUGUAUAUUGAGAAAGUUCUUAAGAAAGAGUUUGGCAAAGUCAGUCUAAUAGAAGAUGAGACAGAUAUAAAGGAAGGCAAAAAGAGAUUUUUUAUUUAAUCUGAAGAUAAUAAUAAGGAAGUUUCCUUCGAAGUUUAUGCAUAUGACUAAAUAGAUGCUAUAGACUAAAUCUAUAUUGAAAUAAACUAAAAAAAGCGUUAGAAAAAAUGA
Molecule: messenger RNA, 5898 nt
Organism: Tetrahymena thermophila SB210
Lineage: Eukaryota; Ciliophora; Oligohymenophorea; Hymenostomatida; Tetrahymenidae
Product: dicer-related RNase III protein Dcr2p, putative
Exons: 12
Biological process (GO): RNA processing
Molecular function (GO): DNA binding; ATP binding; ribonuclease III activity
Source: RefSeq, a predicted model, not a curated record